This is a messenger RNA of Teleopsis dalmanni, 1381 nucleotides long. Its product is annotated as congested-like trachea protein. Lineage: Eukaryota; Metazoa; Arthropoda; Insecta; Diptera; Diopsidae. Gene Ontology annotation, molecular function: ATP:ADP antiporter activity; O-acyl-L-carnitine transmembrane transporter activity. Gene Ontology annotation, cellular component: mitochondrial inner membrane; mitochondrial envelope. Gene Ontology annotation, biological process: mitochondrial ATP transmembrane transport; carnitine transmembrane transport; mitochondrial ADP transmembrane transport. The transcript has a single exon. The coding region runs from base 141 to 1061 and encodes 306 amino acids. The record is from RefSeq and is a predicted model, not a curated record.
CUUUAAGUUUGAUUUGUUAUAUUAUAAUCCAGAUAUUAUCAAAUGAAAUAGCACUUGAAGGAAACUAAUUGCUUUUUCGACUUAACAGACUCAAAACAAAGUAAUCAACUUCUUAAAUGUCGAUACGAUAAUGAAAUAAAAUGUCUAAAGAGCCCCCAGAAGAAGCUAAAAUUAAUCCUGUAAAAGCACUAGUGACUGGUGGUUUUGGUGGCAUAUGUAAUGUUUUAUCUGGUCAUCCAUUGGACACCAUUAAGGUGCGCCUACAAACUAUGCCGAAACCUAAUCCUGGAGAACCGCCAUUAUAUGCAGGUACAUGGGAUUGUGCGAAAAAAACAAUUCAGAGAGAAGGACCACUGGGACUUUACAAGGGUAUGUCAGCCCCACUUACAGGUGUUGUACCAAUUUUUGCUAUGUGCUUCGCUGGCUAUGCACUCGGAAAACGUUUACAACAAACUGAUGCUAACACAAAAUUGACGUAUACUCAAAUUUUUAUUGCUGGCGGUUUUUCCGGUGUAUUUUCAGCUUUCGUUAUGGCACCUGGUGAUCGUAUUAAAUCUCUUUUACAAAUACAACAGGGGUCUGGUGGGGAACAAAAGUAUAAUGGCUUGUUUGAUUGUGCUAUAAAGUUAUAUAAAGAAGAUGGAAUUCGUAGUGUGUAUAAAGGACUCUGCGCAACGCUACUCAGGGACAUACCGGCAAAUGGAACUUAUUUUUUAACUUAUGAAAUUAUAUCAGAAAUGUUAACGAAAAAAAUUGGUGAUGACACUACAUCAAAAGUAGCAGCAAUAUCAAUUAUUAGUGGUGGUGCAUCUGGAAUGACAUAUUGGAUUCUUGGCCUGCCAGCUGAUGUACUAAAAACCCGAGUACAAACAGCACCACCAGGCAAAUACCCACAUGGUGUACGCUCUGCUUUCCCAGAUCUCUUAAAAAAUGAUGGACCGUUGGCUUUAUAUCGAGGCAUGACACCUAUAAUGCUGCGUUCAUUUCCAGCAAACGGAGCGUGUUUUCUGGGUAUCGAAAUGAUGAACAAAUUUUUAAAAUUCGUUGUACCAAAUUUUUAAUUAUUUAUCCAUUUGAUAAAAAUGUAAAAAUAUAAUUUAACGAUCUAAACAGGUGUAUAGAUCGUUAGCAAUUUUUUAACCCUAAAACACACACCUGGGUCUUGUAAAUAAGUGAUGUUACUACAUUAAAAUUUUAGAUCGUGGAAAUUUUAGAAAUCCCGAGCAAUUUUAAUCCAUUUUCAUUGCUCUUGGUAAAGGGGUUCAGGAUUUAAAAGCUUACAAAGUUGACACCUACGUAAACACACAUUCGGGGUACCCGCGUAUCCACUUGUCAUUUAUACAGAAAAUACAGUAAUUUAUAGCAAAUAACAGGAGUUUUG